UGUUCCGUGACAAGAGACACCAGCACUUCUCAGACACGAUGGCAGUUCCCCUUACUGAUUAUCCAUUUUCCACGUUACCACCAAUUUUACAGACUGCAAUGAUUUACUAUCCGAUUAUAGCAGUGUUUGGAAUUCCAGCUAACGUGAUAACUAUUGUGAUCCUCUGCCAAGGAAAAUGUGGUCUGUCCAGAUGUAUUACCAGUUACCUGGUUGCAAUGGCUUCAGCAGACCUACUGGUUCUUAUCACUGACGUGGUAUUUUGGCGGAUUAAAGAUUUUUAUUUCCCAAAUACAUUCCUAUUACAUACGAAUGUGUGUCCUUUUAACUACUUCCUGGCUCGUGCAGCCACAGACAUAUCUGUCUGGUUAACAGUCGCUUUCACUUUUGAUCGUUUUAUUACCAUCUGCUGCCAGAAGCUGAGGACAAAUUAUUGUUCUAAAAAAAUUGCAAAAGUGGUUAUAGGAUCAGUCUGUCUGCUGCUCUGCUCAAAAAACAUUCCCUUCUGCUUUGCAUUUGGCCCAUACUAUAUCAUUGACAAUGUAGCCUGGGGAUGCAAAUUUAAAAUGGAAUAUUACACUGAAGCAGCAUGGGUCGCAUUUACCUGGACUGACCGCUCUUUAAAUCCCUUGCUGCCAGCUUUUCUGAUCAUUCUGCUCAAUGCUCGAACAGUGGGAUCCAUUUUCACAGCUAGCAAAAUCCGCAGGAAGCUGAGAGAAAGUAAGAAUGAUGCAGAUCGGAAUGAUCCAGAGAUGGAGAAUCGAAGGAAAUCCAUUACUUUACUCUUCACUCUCUCUGGAAACUUUCUACUGUUAUGGAUGACGUUUGUAAUAUUUUUUGUAGUAAUGCGUAUUAAAAAACAUUAUUAUGCAACAGGCUUUGAAGACCCAAUGUACAUCACGGACUACAUCAGUUUCAUGCUUCUUCUCUUGAGCACCUGCACAAACACGUGUAUUUAUGCAGUGACCCAGACCAAGUUCAGAGAGGAGCUCAAGAAUGGGAUAAAAUAUGCUGUCCAAAUAGUAUGUGUAUUAUUAAAGCACAGCUCAUAA
This is a messenger RNA of Stegostoma tigrinum, 1049 nucleotides long. RefSeq names its product probable G-protein coupled receptor 139. The transcript is spliced from 2 exons. Gene Ontology annotation, cellular component: membrane. Lineage: Eukaryota; Metazoa; Chordata; Chondrichthyes; Orectolobiformes; Stegostomatidae. Gene Ontology annotation, biological process: G protein-coupled receptor signaling pathway. Gene Ontology annotation, molecular function: G protein-coupled receptor activity. The coding region runs from base 39 to 1049 and encodes 336 amino acids. The record is from RefSeq and is a predicted model, not a curated record.